Molecule: messenger RNA, 1698 nt
Organism: Sitophilus oryzae (rice weevil)
Lineage: Eukaryota; Metazoa; Arthropoda; Insecta; Coleoptera; Curculionidae
Product: retinol dehydrogenase 12-like
Exons: 4
Coding region: 249-1286 (345 amino acids)
Source: RefSeq, a predicted model, not a curated record
UAUCUACUCUCCCUGGUCAGACGCCUUCGUUGGUACCGUCUCCUACUUGUAUCAGGUACCGUUUGGCUGACUUUCUUCCAUCUUCCAAGCUUUCUCUUCAGCUAAGUACCCCAGUAGUACUGCAGAAGCAGCAGCGACACCGCGAAAAUACUAUCUUCAUAGAAUCUAUGUCAAAAAUUUAAUUUUUUAAUUUUUUUUCUUGUAUUUAACUGUGUCAAAUAUAGUUUUUUUGAUAUAUUUUCAUAAUUAUGGCUUACGGAUAUCCGUUUUACUAUGCGUAUUUGAAAUAUAUACUGUUCGCUGGUAUCGUGGCAUCUUUGCCAGUUGUGGCCCUGAUUUUCCUGAAGGUUUUCCAGAAAAUCACGGUGGGAAGAUGCAGGAGUAUGGUGUGUUUGGUCGGGAAGACAGUAUUGGUCACUGGGGGAUGCUCUGGUCUAGGCUUCCAAACUGCCAUGGUUCUGGCUUCCAGAGGCGCCAAAGUAAUUCUAGCCGAUAAAGUCGAUGGCAACAAAGCUAAAAACAAGAUUAUAGAGAAAACACACAACACGAACGUCGUUUUCAAGCUUCUAGACUUGGCUUCCCUUGCCUCUGUCAGGAAGUUUGCCCAAGACAUCAACUCGAACGAAGAAAGAUUGGACAUCCUGAUUAACAAUGCCGGUGUUGGAUCCGUGGGGAAUAAACACACGGAAGAUCAAUUGCACGAGACGAUGCAGAUUAACCAUUUUGGACCGUUUCUGUUGACCCAUUUGUUGACAGAUUUACUGAAGAAAUCUGCUCCAAGUCGGAUCAUAUUCGUCAGUUCAGCUGCAGCGUUCAUUAGCGACCUCACCGUGGACAACCUAAACUACCCCAAAAACCACCCGAUGUCCAUCUACAGAAACCAGCUCAUCUAUGGCAAUUCCAAGCUGUGCAACAUCAUCACAGCCAAUGGCUUCGCCGAAAGGUUGAGAGACAGUGGCGUCACGUCGAACUCCCUGCACCCCGGCAUGGUCAACACCGAUCUUUACCUGAAAUCUGCCAAAUUUUUGGGAAUCAAGUCGUUCGCGAAAGUUUUUCGAGCUUUAGUCGUGCUUACUUAUGGAAAGUCACCGGAAGAAGGCGCUCAAACAAUUCUACACGUCGCUCUUUGCAACAAAUUGAAGAAAGUGACAGGCAAGCAUUUUUGGGACUGCAGGAUGUUUCCUACUCCACCCGGUACAUGGAACAAGAAAUUUGCCGAGGCCAUCUGGGACAAAAGCGAGGAACUAGUAGGCCUAAAACAAGAAGAAAAAUGCAAAGACGAAUGAGUUAUUAGUUAAUAAUACCGGUAUGAUCGAAAAAAAACGGCGUCGUGUUGGCUUGGCAAUGUCGAUCUUCAUUUCAAAGCCUUCACUGACGCCGGUUUUUUUUCUCGAUUAUAUUGUAUUAAUUUUAAACCAGAGCGGUUGUAUUAUCAUCUAUUAUCUGUUACCUGUUUUUAGAUAUUUAUUAUUUUGUUCGAUCUAGAUAUAAUAUAUUGAAAAAUAUUCUAUGAUUCAAAAAUUUUAAUUAAAAAAAUAUUUUGGUGUCUUAUAGAAGUUUAUUACUUUUAUUAGUACUAUAAUUAUAAGAAUUGUUGUUUUCUUGUGCUUUGUUUAAUAUUUAUUUGCUUUACGCUUUAUUUUUAGCAUUCAAUGCAAUAUAGUUUUAUGCAUUUGAUAGAGUUUUUAGUUUCUUCCA